This is a messenger RNA of Malassezia sympodialis ATCC 42132, 1311 nucleotides long. It is a transcript of the gene SPE2, whose product is annotated as adenosylmethionine decarboxylase SPE2. The record is from RefSeq and is a predicted model, not a curated record. Gene Ontology annotation, cellular component: cytosol. Gene Ontology annotation, biological process: spermidine biosynthetic process; spermine biosynthetic process. Gene Ontology annotation, molecular function: adenosylmethionine decarboxylase activity. Lineage: Eukaryota; Fungi; Basidiomycota; Malasseziomycetes; Malasseziales; Malasseziaceae.
AUGGUCAUGGACGCAGACGCACGAGCGAGUGCGGCGGCGGCCGAGCGGCAAUGGGACGACAUGGAGGUGCCGGCUGUGGACAUGAAGGAUCUGGGCGGACCCUUUGAGGGCCCUGAGAAGCUGCUGGAGUUGUGGUUUGCUCCGAGUGUUGAGGCUCUGCCGGAGUGCCAGCGGGCGAUGGCCGAGCGGCACGUUACGCUCGGCGGGCGCCUGGGCCUGCGGCGGGUGCCGAAGAGCACAUGGGAGAGCAUGCUCGAGCUUGUCAAAUGUAAGACGCUGAGUAUUGUGACGAACGCGGACGUCGACGCGUAUCUGCUGAGUGAGUCGUCCAUGUUCGUAUACCCCCACAAGGUCGUCCUCAAGACGUGCGGCACGACGACGCUGCUGCUGGGCCUGGAGCGCCUGCUGCGCAUUGCCAAGGCAACGCUCUUUGACGAGGAGUCGCUAUCACUGCAGUCGAGCAGUGUGUCGAGCACCAUGCUGGCGGCCGCCCUCGCUGGCGAGGCGGACGGCAAGAUGCUGGGCUCGUACGUGCAGCGUGUCUUUUACAGCCGCAAGAGCUUCAUGUUCCCCGAGAAGCAGCAGGGGCCGCACCGCGACUGGGAGCUCGAGACGCAGUGGCUCGACCAGUACUUUGACCACGGCGCGGCGUACACGGUCGGCAAGAUGAAUGGCGACCAUUGGCUGCUGUACAUGGCGCAGCACACGGAUCCGGACGAGGCACCCGUGUGCCCGCGCGCCACUCGCGUGGUCGGCGACGACUCGACGCUCGAGAUCCUCAUGACCGACCUGUCGCCGCGUGUCUCGCAGAGCUUCUUCUUCGAUGCGAAGGACGACUGCAAUGCGGACCGCGCGCACGAGCUGGGCGCGCAGCUCUCGCGCAACAUGGGCCUCGCAGACCUGUUUGCACACACGCAGCUCGACGCGUUUGCGUUUGAGCCGUGCGGCUACAGCGCCAAUGCGCUCGUCCCCGCCUCGCCGCACCACUCGGCAGGCUACUGGACGGUGCACGUGACGCCAGAGCCCGGUAGCAGCUACGCCUCGUUCGAGACCAAUGUGGCGCUCGACUGCGAGGGCGGCAUGGACGACGAGGGCGGUGACCUCACGCACGUCCCGGCGCUCGUGCACCGCGUCGUGCAGAUGUUUGAGCCGGGUAGCUUUACGCUUACGCUCUUUGUCUCGACCGACGACCCGAGCAGCGUGACGGCGCUGCGGGCACUUACGCUGCCUGGCUAUGCGAAGCGCGAUCGCAUUUUGUACGAGUUUGAGGGCUACGAGCUGCUCUUCUUGUCCUUCCAGAAGAGCCUAUAG